AUGGGACCAGUCUCCCUUCUUUCAAAAUACCAGAAAUUAAGCACUUGGAAAGGAGAUUUGGCCAAGAUGACCCAUUUACAGGCUGGACUCAGUCCAGAGACUAUAGAGAAAGCUCGCCUGGAACUGAAUGAAAACCCAGAUGUUUUACAUCAGGAUAUCCAGCAAGUCAGGGACAUGAUCAUCACCAGGCCUGACAUUGGAUUUUUACGUACAGAUGAUGCCUUCAUCCUGAGAUUUCUCCGAGCCAGGAAGUUUCACCAAGCAGAUGCCUUUAGACUCCUGGCCCAGUACUUUCAGUACCGCCAGCUAAACCUGGACAUGUUCAAAAACUUCAAGGCUGAUGAUCCUGGCAUUAAGAGGGCUCUCAUCGACGGGUUCCCUGGAGUGCUGGAAAAUCGUGAUCACUACGGCAGGAAGAUUCUUCUGCUGUUUGCAGCCAAUUGGGAUCAGAGUAGGAACUCCUUCACAGACAUCCUCCGUGCCAUCCUGCUGUCCCUGGAAGUCCUUAUUGAAGAUCCAGAGCUUCAGAUAAAUGGUUUCAUUUUAAUUAUAGACUGGAGUAAUUUUUCCUUCAAACAAGCCUCCAAACUGACACCUUCAAUCCUCAAACUGGCUAUUGAGGGGCUGCAGGACAGCUUUCCUGCCCGCUUUGGAGGAGUCCAUUUUGUCAACCAACCCUGGUACAUCCAUGCCCUGUACACGCUCAUCAAGCCAUUCCUUAAAGACAAGACCAGGAAGCGGAUUUUCCUGCACGGAAACAACUUAAACAGCCUUCACCAGCUAAUCCACCCUGAAUUUUUGCCCUCGGAAUUUGGAGGAACCCUUCCUCCUUAUGACAUGGGAACUUGGGCUCGGACAUUACUUGGUCCAGACUACAGUGACGAGAAUGACUAUACUCACACUUCCUACAAUGCAAUGCAUGUGAAACACACAUCCUCCAAUCUGGAGAGAGAAUGCUCACCCAAGCCAAUGAAGAGGUCCCAGUCUGUGGUGGAAGCUGGCACCCUGAAACAUGAGGAGAAGGGAGAGAAUGAGAAUACUCAGCCACUCCUGGCUCUGGACUGAACCCCGAGUCACCCCAUGCUCUUGCAGAUCGCCAGCCUUCAGUGGUAUCAGCUGCCCAGGAAGCACAUGCGCAACUGACCCACACAGACACGUGCGUUCCGCUUGACACAAGGCCCUCCACUCCUGCCACCUAGUAUUGACUGUCACCAGCCAUUGGUCUGAGCAGCCAAAGUUGAACAAAGACUUGAGAGAUGCUUUUUUUUCACUGGGGGACUGGAGGUGAAGCAAGGCAGUUAUGUAAACAUGAUCCCCCUCCCCUAUAUUUAUGGUAGUAAAUGAAUUGAAAAAAGAAAAACUAAAUUUGAUGCAUAUACUGCAUUAGUACAAGGAUUUUUCUGAGGUACCGCAGACACCCUCUCCAGGUUUUGUGAUUUAAGAUUAAGUGCAUUUCCAAGUAGAUACAUCAGAGUUAAACUGUGCAGACACAAUUGUCAAGCUCAAUGUAGGGCAAGGCCCCAAGACAGUAGUAUCUCCAGUAAUUUCCAUUCUUAUUGAAUUAUUUUUUUGACCUCAUCACCAGCAUCGAAUUGUUCAGCCUAAGGGCAUGUUCUUGUAGGUCUGGCUAUUUGCGGGGUUUGCUUAUUUUGAUUAUUCUGCAAGAAUGAUUGUGACGUCACAUCUUUUGUCAGGCUACCAGCUGAUUACCAUGAUCUGACCUUAAAAGAAGACACACACAACUUGAAAUAUGAUUAUUUCAUCUUAAUAACGUGACUUCCCACAGGCAACAUGAGUCUGCAGGGCGGGGGAGGGGGGAGGGGGCGGGGUCUCAUUGAAACACAUAUCCGUGAUUAAUGGAUCCAUUCAAAUGGCCUCACUUGGGUCACUACACGAAAGAAAAGCAGUUAGCCCCUCACUCUCCUGCAACCAGUUAAAGGUGUGGAGAAGGGAGCUGGCUGUUGCUGAGAGGGUAGGGACCAAUCAUGGAGGAAGACCCUUAAAGAUGGCUAAAUACGCAAGUACUGACAAUAAGAGAUUAGGAAUGUGGGAUAAAAUGCCAAAGAUCAUUUUAUUUCUUUGUCUAUUCUCCUUAGAAAUGGAGCCCCCAACUAUCCAUCCAAAGGAAAAUAAAUUAAACAGAUAACAUAGGAUAUGACAUCCUUACUUGUGCCAUGUUUCCCCCCAUCAGUUGUAUGUUUUUAGGUACCUCAUCCUCCCAGUUAUCUGCAUGACAUGGGCAUUUAUUAGUAUGACCAGUUGGUGCUCAGUGUCAAAUAAAAAAAUAUUUGGUUGAUGAUGGGCAGAAAAAUAUGAUUUUAUGUUCUAAGGAUUUGGGAGAGUUAGCUAAAACAUUAAAAGAAAAGAGGUGAUCAAGUGGCCAUAAUCACCCUCAAUAAGCAUUAUUACUAAUCUUAACCAUUUAUGACAUCUCUUUCUCAAUGAAUCUAUUGUUUUAAUUUUUUUCUACUGGCAGAGGAGAAUAAGAGAAGUAAUUUUUGUAUUCUACCCUUGAAAUAAAAUUGAAAUAGAAUUAAAAAUAUUUCUCAACCAAUUGUAUCAUGGU
Molecule: messenger RNA, 2566 nt
Organism: Nyctereutes procyonoides (raccoon dog)
Lineage: Eukaryota; Metazoa; Chordata; Mammalia; Carnivora; Canidae
Gene: CLVS1
Product: clavesin 1
Exons: 5
Coding region: 1-1065 (354 amino acids)
Cellular component (GO): membrane
Molecular function (GO): phosphatidylinositol bisphosphate binding
Source: RefSeq, a predicted model, not a curated record